AUGGAUAAACCUCCUCCUCCUUACUCUCCUCCAACUGCGCCUUAUCCAACUCAGGAUCCAUGUCCUUAUCCCUUGUACCCACAAAUUAACCAACCAACCAGUAAUGUAUUUAUGGGAUCUGGCUACCAACCUGCACCACCAGCCACAGUGAUUGUUCAUCAACCGACGGUGACCACAACUGCAUACCACCGAUAUCCUGUUGGUAUUACCUGUCCCUUUUGCCAUAACUCUGGUAUUACAAGGGUUAGGUUAGAAUCCGGGUGCUUGCCGUGGUUGUUAUGUGGAAUCCUCUGCUUCUUCGGGUUUUUCUUUGGUUGCUGUUUGAUUCCAUUCUGUCUGGAUUCCACGAAAAGUGCUCGACAUUUUUGUCCAUCAUGUAAUCGUCAAGUUGGAUAUUACAGCCCCUUGUGA
Molecule: messenger RNA, 411 nt
Organism: Schistosoma curassoni
Lineage: Eukaryota; Metazoa; Platyhelminthes; Trematoda; Strigeidida; Schistosomatidae
Source: the annotation of a GenBank genome assembly